Molecule: messenger RNA, 2719 nt
Organism: Amoebophrya sp. A120
Lineage: Eukaryota; Dinophyceae; Syndiniales; Amoebophryaceae
Source: the annotation of a GenBank genome assembly
AAGUAACAGAAUAAGAUGAAAUUUGCCCUAUGCGUGAAAUAAAACUGUCUAUCAAGAUGUAGCCGCCUGUCGUGGGUGGAAAAGCAGCUGUUACACACCAUGCGGCUGCCGCGUCGGAGCAAGAAGCUUCCUUUGCCAGAUAUUAUCUGGCAGAAUCGCAUUCUCUCUUCAAGCACGCCAGAGUAGUUCUGUAUACAAGAGGAGCUUCUGCAGUACUUCGAGCACACGCACUGCCUGGUGUGCACGGGAAUUUGGAGACACGCCUGAAGAGGCCGGGCCGAUUCUGCAGUAAGGACAACCUCCCGACCUUCCACGAGAAGCCCCACGACCAUCAAAAACCAUGCAGAAAAUUUGGGACCGCCUGCCCGACGCGGAUGAUUUUUUCGCGUACGACACCGCGAUAAGCAUUGCAAAUAUGUCUGGAUGUGGAAGAGUUCAUCCAACUUGUCAUGCUAAGUCUGGAUCGUGCGAAAAUCUGUCUUGCGUCAUCACCGAAAGUUGCACUUUUUUAACCAACACGAGAGGGAGUUUCUCACGCAGGAUAUGCAUGAUAGAGACCUCGCAAAAUCUGUCAUGCUAGGCCCUGCAUUACAGAGCUCCUUCGGCCUGGAAAUUCUGCAUGGCAAGUUUGUGUCCUUCCAAAGGACCAGGACAUAUUUGCAUUUCAUACGCGAAGGAAGUCCGUGUCCUCGACCGGCGGCUGGGGCUGGUUUACUACACGGUGUUGAACCUCAUCCUCUUCUACGUGUUGAUCUACGUUUUCAUGAUCGAGAAGAAGUACCAGGAAAACGAAAAAUCUAUGGGCUGGGUCGUCUCCCGGGCCAGCGGCUACAGUAACUUGGAGGAGGCGGCGAAGCAGGCCGCACUCCCACCCUUGGACUUGUUCGACUUGUCCGGGUAUGAAUUGCAAAAAUGUCUGGGUCUGGAAGAUUGCAACUUGUCAUGGUAAAUCUGAAGCAUGCAAAAAUCUGUGUUGCAUGAGUGCCAAAAGCUGUGCACUUUUGACCAAGUUGGAAGGGAGUUUCUCAUGCAGGAUAGGCAUGGCAGAGACCUCGCAGCGUCUGUCAUGCUAAGUCCAGCAUUCCAGACCUCAUGGGUCAUGGAAAAUCUGCAUGACAAGUCUACACUUCUCCAGACCCAGACAUUUCUGCAUUUUAUACCGGGCCGGGGGCGAGCUCGGAAGGGGAAGUGAACGCGGCGUUUUUGCCGACCAGGGUGCUGUACACGAAGGGACAGGAGAACAAAAACACCAAUUCCGACGCGGACUUCUGCGCCAGUCCGUCGCACCCCUGCACUUCCCCGGCAGAUUGCGAGAUUGAGAACCCGGAGCUGCAGAAAGGUAUACUACUACCACAUAUGCUUGAUGCAGCAAAGUCAGCAAUAACAAAGCUGUCUGUCAUGCGUGUUAGUACUAGACAGCACGUGACAAAAAUACUCAAAUCCUCCUUCAAACCCACACCACUAGGUGACCAAUGCACCGGCGGUUUCUGCAUGCGGCGGCAGUGGUGCCCGGCGGAGUGCGACCCGGUCGCGAACCCGAGCUGCGCCACGACCCAGGAGCUGCUGAUUGACCCGUCGGGCUACGAGCUGCGGUUCCAGACGUCCGUGCACUUUCACAAGUUUCAGAUGGACGUCUCAACGAUGGAAGAAAAGGAGGCGAUUGUGUAUCCGAAAAAAAAAGCAAACGUGUACAAGCUCCGGGAUCUGCUCCGAAUGGCCAACGUGGACACGAAAAAGGUGCAGAGCCACGGUGUGGUGAUACUGGUGACGCUGGUAUGGGAAGGGAAGGUUGCAUGUAUUCAAUUAUUUGUGUUGCAUGUAUUCAAUUAUGUGAAACUUAUACAGCAUAAGUGCGGUCCAAGUUUGUACCAAGUUUGUCAUGCAAAAACUGUUUGAGGAGGACUGGACAAAAACGUAUUUGCACUGCAGAAACACAAAUUUCUUCGUUCUCCAUACGAUCUCUUUGACUGCGAAAUGGACGAUGACACGUGCUCCAGUAAAUUGGAGUCCGUCCACGUGGACAGCAAAACUGGGUACUGGGGUUUUUGUCAUGCAGAACUAGUAGAGUGGUUGGCGUUUGUCAUGCAGAAAACACAACAUUGCGGUCUGCCUAAGCUUCGUUUGUGAUGCGGCAUCUGCAUGAGAUGAAAGAGGAGUUUAAUUAUUCAAAAAUAACGUACCUACAGGUACAACUACGCGCGCUCCGUGUACUACAGCGACGCUAACGUUGAAAAGCGCGAUCUCGUCCGGUUUUUCGGCGUCCGGGUCGCUUUGCAGGCCGUUGGGGACGGAGCGAAACGGAGUUUCAGCAUGAUCGUGCUGCAGGUGUCCUCGGCUAUUGCACUUCUCGCGGUCGCGCGCACCGCCGCGGACUUUUUUCUGGAAAAGGUCGUGCCGGAGAGGAGGCACUAUGUGGCUCAGAAGGUGCUGGAAGUGGAGGACUUUUAGAAACGGAGAAUUGUGAAAAAGGAGAAUAAAAUCAUGCUGACCAUUUUCAAAAAUCUUCUAGCAGGAAAUAAUCAUACGUCGGAGUACUACGUCGAACUACCCGGCAGAAUCGCGCUCUCGACACUCGUAGAACCAACUCGUCAAAGAUGGCAGUACAGAACAUAAUCCAAAUGCAUCUUUUCCACCUCGAAUGCGCACAAUGAGCCUCGACGGGCUGUCGGAGAAUCUUGUCGAUGAAAAAAGACCGUCUUCGCAUCGAGUACAACAAAAC